Messenger RNA from Melanaphis sacchari, 674 nucleotides. RefSeq names its product 7-methylguanosine phosphate-specific 5'-nucleotidase-like. The record is from RefSeq and is a predicted model, not a curated record. The annotation marks the transcript as partial. The transcript has 4 exons. NCBI's taxonomy places the organism in Eukaryota, Metazoa, Arthropoda, Insecta, Hemiptera, Aphididae.
CGUAGGUACACAUUACCAUAAUCUCAUCGUCUUAUCUCCCGCGUGACGGAUGACGGUGUGUCGGUGACCGCGGCUGUUAAUCUUAAUAGUUAAUUCUAUGGAUUCAUUUGCUUGGUAAUUUUUUACUCUACGUGACGACUGUGCCUUGCGAUUAUUUCCAAUUAAAACGUAUGUACCUACUUGCAAUAAUAGUUUUAUCGGCCACUUAUAAAUCCUAACGGACAUUGACGGUUCCGAUAUCGACGUUGUUAAUUAAAGAUCGAAAAUCGAAUCGCCCAGUCGAACAUUCGAUCGUUUUCGCUGUAAAUCGUUGAAGAUUUCUCGUCAUUGACUACAGCUUGCUGUCACCGCAUUCAUAGUUUCACACGACUGAGUUUUGAAGAAGUUUCAUUUUGUAUUAUAAUUGAUUACCGUGUAAGCUCACUUGAUCAAUUACUGUACGCGCCGUGCGAAUUCUUUCAUCAUUAUUUCACGUUCCUGUACAACCAUGAAGUUCAUUGAAGAGAUCAAACAAAGAUUUGCCUCCACAGUUCAUAUCCGAUGUGAAAAUGAUGUCAACACAAAGAUUGAACGACUGGUGAUGGACGGCCCAGACAAAUUACAAAUAAUAUCAGAUUUUGAUCGAACCAUUUCUACUUCAGAAUACAACAACAAACAAACUAUGAGUAGUUUUA